AUGAAAGCUAUCGUGAUAGACAAGUUCUGCGACACGUUGGAUCAAGUUCGUGUAUCCGAGGUCCCUACCCCAGAAGCGACUGGUGACAAUGUUCUCAUCAGAGUUCGGGGUGUCGGCGUCAAUUAUGUUGAUACUUUAUACGCUUGUGGAAAACACCAAAACAACAAAAGACAUGUCACUCCCCCAUUCGUGCUCGGGCUUGAGUUUGCCGGCACCGUAAUCGCCGCGCCGACCGGCUGUGAGUUUCAAAAAGGCGACGCCGUCUUUGGCGACCAUGCCGGCACGUACGCGGAAGUCAUCUCCAUCCCCCAGGACCAAAUCACCUCACUGCUGCGCGUCCCCGAGGGCUGGCCCGUCGAGGCCACCGCAGGACUCGCCGCCACGCUGCCCGUGUCCUACGACGGGCUCAUCUCCGCGGGCCGCCUGCGCGCUGGCGAGACCGUCCUCGUCCACGCGGCCGCAGGCGGUCUCGGCACCAUGGCCUGCCAGAUCGCCGCGGCCAAGGGCUGCCACGUCAUUGGCACUGCCGGCUCGGAUGACAAGUGCGCCUACGCCAAGGGCUAUGGCGCGAACGAGUGCAUCAAUUACUCUACGGAUAAGGAGUGGUGGAAAAGGAUCAAUGAAAUUACGGGAGGGAAAGGCGUGGAUGUGGUGUUUGACCCGGUCGGCCUGGUCGAGCCCAGCCUCAAGUGUGUGGCCUCGAAGGCUCGCGUUGUUGUGGUGGGCUUUGCAGGGUCGGAUGGCAACUUUGAAAAGAUUGCCAUGAAUCGCAUUCUGUUGAAGCAAGUGGAGCUCAUUGGAUACCGGUUUGGGCAGUCGUUGAGAGAAAACCCCGCCAAAAGAGAGGAGGUCUGGGAGCAGCUCUACCCGAUGCUCGAGUACCUGAGCGUCAAACCCACUCUAUCCGCAAUGUACGAGGGACUGGAGAGUGUACCGCGGGCGUUAAAGGACAUAUCAGAGCGCAGAAUCUUUGGCAAAGCAGUGGUGCGACCCGCGACGGGCGGGAAUGUCUCUCGCUUGUAA
Messenger RNA from Akanthomyces muscarius, 1023 nucleotides. RefSeq lists its product as uncharacterized. The transcript has 3 exons. Gene Ontology annotation, cellular component: mitochondrion. Bases 1 to 1023 code for a protein of 340 amino acids. Gene Ontology annotation, molecular function: oxidoreductase activity. NCBI's taxonomy places the organism in Eukaryota, Fungi, Ascomycota, Sordariomycetes, Hypocreales, Cordycipitaceae. The record is from RefSeq and is a predicted model, not a curated record.